AUGCUACUAGGCGUGGCGGCUUCAAUGGCUGCCAGUUGCACACACCCACUGGAUCUGACUAAAGUUCGAAUGCAGACUCUGGAUUCUACAGGAACCAAACAUCCCUCCGCACUCGUGGUGCUUCGGACAUCUAUUAAGAAAUCCGGUAUCCGAAGCCUCUACACCGGUCUGUCGGCUUCUCUCUUGAGACAGAUGACCUACUCUCUCGUUCGUCUUGGGAGCUAUGAGGAAAUGAAACGUCGCAUCUCCCAACGCGGCAAGCCUUCGACACCACAGCUUCUCGCCGCGGGGUGUUUAGCGGGUGCACUCGGAGGCAUCGCAGGGAACCCAGCCGACAUAGUAUUAGUCCGAAUGACGAGCGACUCCGUCAGACCGCCUGAGCAACGGUAUGGCUAUUCAAACGCACUCACGGGUCUAGUGACACUUGUAAAAGAAGAGGGUAUCAAGGGUUUGGGAAGAGGUCUCGGUACCAAUGUGGCAAGAGCUACAUUGAUGACUGCAUCCCAAGUUGGAUCGUAUGAUUAUUUCAAGAGCACGUUGUUGAGUCGACCUAUCCCGAUGCUCGACUACCAGUUUCACGAUGGACUGCUUUUGCAUUCCGUAGCCAGCUGCCUUGCUGGUACGGUAGCGACCACCGUCUGCUCGCCUGCGGACGUACUUCGGUCACGACUUAUGGCUGCUUCCGGCAAUGCGACUUUCUUAGAGGUUCUGAAGACAUCCCUUCAUGAAGAAGGACCACGGUUUUUGUUCAAGGGCUGGACUCCAGCGUUUAUCCGAUUAGGCCCGAACACUGUCCUCCUAUUCGUCUUCUUCGAGCAACUGAAAGCGGGCUGGAAGAAAAUGUUAUAA
This is a messenger RNA of Pleurotus ostreatus (oyster mushroom), 849 nucleotides long. Its product is annotated as Mitochondrial dicarboxylate transporter. NCBI's taxonomy places the organism in Eukaryota, Fungi, Basidiomycota, Agaricomycetes, Agaricales, Pleurotaceae. The transcript is spliced from 9 exons. Gene Ontology annotation, molecular function: succinate transmembrane transporter activity; thiosulfate transmembrane transporter activity; malate transmembrane transporter activity. The record is from RefSeq and is a predicted model, not a curated record. The coding region runs from base 1 to 849 and encodes 282 amino acids. Gene Ontology annotation, biological process: oxaloacetate transport; malate transmembrane transport; thiosulfate transport.